AUGCAUACCCUCUUGAUGCUGGCACUACGGCCAGAACUUCUCAGGGAACCUCAGUUCAGGUCUUCACUAGCUGGCGUGUUCCUCUCCGCCCGUUCUGCAGCAUGGCAAUUAGUACGACGUCUGACGAGUAGAUCGUCGACAUCUAAGAUCAAACCAAUGACUCCGGGCUCAUUCGUCAGACGGCCUCAGGGUGUAGCAACUGUACAGCCUGCGCAGAAUGCAGGCACUAGAGACUUGACACUUCGAUUCGAGACGCCAAAGACCUGA
This is a messenger RNA of Aureobasidium vineae, 267 nucleotides long. NCBI's taxonomy places the organism in Eukaryota, Fungi, Ascomycota, Dothideomycetes, Dothideales, Saccotheciaceae. The record is from the annotation of a GenBank genome assembly.